AAAACCUGCAAAUUUCAUCAAACUGCGACUAAUUUCUUUCAGGCUCAGAAAAACCCCCAAAACAGUUGCUACAGAACGUGACCAGUCGACUUUAAGUUGGGGCCCAGAAAAUGGAGACCAUUGAGAAAGUGGUGAAUAUUGCUAAGCCCUUUCUUGAGCUGGUUGCCCCUGCUCUACACCAGUUCCUAAACAACGCUCAGAGCAAAGAGGUCUCCUUCGUCAAGGAGCCGAUCCUGACUUUGAAGAACAAACUUGAUGUGAUCUCUGCCCAACAGAAGGAAAUCAGCAGAGAGAUGGAAAAGAGCUUAGUGGAUUUGCAGUAUUUUGAUAUGGAGAGCAAUAUGCAGUACCAGUAUGACAAGUUCAUUGACAUCUUGGAAGCAGAGGAGAAGUUACAGGAGGAAAACAAGUCUAUUUUUCUGGAACAGUUUGUCCAGGCUGGUGACGACAGCAGUCUGGACCCAUUGUAUGACGCUGUGAUGAGGAAUGGCCAGUUUGGGGAGUCUAUUUUAGAUGUAAUGAAAAGACAUGCAGCAGGGGAUUGAGGCCUCCUGGUGGAUUUCUGUGUUCGGCUGAUGAAUCUUCUCAUGAAGGGCUUGAUUGCUCUGCGGGGCCACUGCGCCCUAAACC
Messenger RNA from Myripristis murdjan (pinecone soldierfish), 630 nucleotides. Its product is annotated as protein rapunzel-like. The transcript is spliced from 3 exons. The coding region runs from base 111 to 545 and encodes 144 amino acids. NCBI's taxonomy places the organism in Eukaryota, Metazoa, Chordata, Actinopteri, Holocentriformes, Holocentridae. The record is from RefSeq and is a predicted model, not a curated record.